GUUGUUUCCGCGUUGUCGACGGAAGUGGCGGUGCGGCCAUGUUUGAGUCUUUUUAGGUUGGUUCAUUGGCAGCACGUUGUCGGAACGAUAAGCCACCAUGCAAAUCUUUGUGAAGACCCUCACGGGUAAAACCAUCACCCUCGAGGUAGAGGCCUCCGAUACCAUUGAAAAUGUCAAAGCCAAGAUUCAAGAUAAGGAGGGAAUUCCACCGGAUCAGCAACGACUCAUCUUCGCUGGCAAACAGCUGGAGGAUGGACGCACUCUCUCAGAUUACAAUAUCCAGAAAGAAUCAACCCUGCAUCUGGUACUUCGUCUCCGAGGUGGUGUAAUUGAACCUACACUGCGUAUACUUGCACAGAAGUACAACUGUGACAAGAUGAUCUGUCGCAAAUGCUAUGCUCGUCUUCAUCCACGAGCGACCAAUUGCCGUAAGAAGAAAUGUGGUCACACGAAUAACAUCAGACCAAAGAAGAAGCUGAAGUAGAUUAAACGUCUAAUUCCAUUUUCCAAGUUAUGGGAAUGGAAAUAUAUAUUUCUUAUAUAUGACAUCAAUAAACUACAACUGGUAAACUGA
Molecule: messenger RNA, 574 nt
Organism: Pogonomyrmex barbatus (red harvester ant)
Lineage: Eukaryota; Metazoa; Arthropoda; Insecta; Hymenoptera; Formicidae
Gene: RpL40
Product: ribosomal protein L40
Biological process (GO): translation
Cellular component (GO): ribosome
Molecular function (GO): protein binding; structural constituent of ribosome
Source: RefSeq, a predicted model, not a curated record